Messenger RNA from Diatraea saccharalis (sugarcane borer), 1740 nucleotides. Lineage: Eukaryota; Metazoa; Arthropoda; Insecta; Lepidoptera; Crambidae. The record is from the annotation of a GenBank genome assembly.
UGUGGUCGGUGAAACGAAGCAAACCUUAUUCAAACGCAAAAUGAUCGCCAAAGCCGCAGUAAUUUUGUCCGUGGUUGCGCUGGCAUCGGCUGGCGUGGUGCAGCUCGCCCACGGGUACGCGGGCGAGGGCUACGGACACGAGGCGGUCGCGUACGCACCGGUCGCGCAGUACGGACACGAGGACACGCAUGUCGACUAUCAUGCCCACCCAAAAUACGACUACUCUUAUUCGGUGUCAGACCCCCAUACUGGUGACCACAAGACCCAGCAUGAGGCCAGAGACGGUGAUGUAGUGAAGGGCGAAUACUCUCUGCUACAACCUGACGGUUCUUUCCGCAAAGUUACAUACACAGCUGAUGACCACAACGGAUUCAACGCGGUUGUACACAACACUGCGCCAGUAGUACAUCACGAGUACCAUUAAGCCUCUACAUAUGUUGGCUUUUGGCCUCGUCAACCAUGUGAUAUUAUUACCUUUAAUUCUUAUUUAGAUAGUCUUUAGUCGACAUCGAUUUAUGUUUUAAGACUGCGGCGAUAAUAAACUGUUCGAAAACUCAUAAUGUUUUUUUUUAUUAUUCCAUAAAUUACAACUAAAACCCUACAAAAUUUGUAUUAAUAAAAACAUAUACGUUAUAAGAAAAGUGAUCGUUUUGGUUAAGAGAUAUAAAUUUAUAAUUUUUCUAUGAUUUAACAGUUUUGUUCGAGUGGUUUAAAGUCUUUCAUAAUAUAUUAAAUAAAAUUAAUAGAUAAAACAAUGCACAAUAACCUUAUGCAGCUAAUAUCUACGUGUAUAUUAUAGGUACUUCGUUAUUUUUUAUUAUGUUAUUUUCUUACAAAUACAUAUCUUAUAUCUAGCAAAUGUUAAUUAGCCUUGCAACCAUCGAUAAGGUUGCAUAUGUGAAAGUUAUUCAUAUAUCGUUGCAGCAUUAUUUAUUUUAGAAUUACAUAUAUUUUAUAUUUUGAUUAAUUUUGCAUUCACAAUUCCAUACUGAAAAUUAUUCUUAAUACAAAAUGAUUAAAAAAUUCACUUCACAAUCCACCACAACACAAUCCACCUGGCACCCUGAGAUGGGAAUCGAACCCACGACCUUUCGCAAUCCGAGCGACUGCUCUAACCACUAAGCUACCCAGGACCUAACAGGACUGAUGAAUCUUUCAAGCACUUGUUUCUUUUCGCUACUACAUAGCGUAUUCUCAUGAAAUAUAUAGGUUAUUCAUAGCUGUGUUUCCUUAAUGCAAUUGAGUUAUUCUUAUGAAAUAAUGUUGAGCAAAAAUAAAAAAAAUAUUGGAUAUAUCGAAAUGUACAACUUAAUUACGAUGUUGCAUUUAUUUUUAUCAUCAGACAUAGUUUAAUUAAUCCAAUUUCACUGCACAUCGUUGGAUAAUUACUCGUCAGAAUAUUUAUAUUUUAAUUCAUGCCUUUCCAACUCCCAAUAGAUAGAGUCGGGAGAUAAUAAACGAAUCGAGAGAGUAUUAAACGAUUAUAUUUGAAAAAAUGAAAUCGCUUAAUUUCGGUGGAGGCUAGAUAUAAAAUAACUCUCCUUCAGUUCAAGGUUCUGCUGUGUAAUAAAAUCAGACUCAAUGUUCUUAUUAUAAACUUUAACAGGCAUGCAAUAACAUAUUUUUUUAUAUAAAUCGGUAUAUCGUUUUACAAAUUUGAAUUUUUAUAAAAUGUACAUACGUACUGGGCACAGUUUAUAUACCCUUUUUUAGAAACAGUGGUUUACAUGUAUCAAUAGA